AUGCAGACACUCCCUGAAAGGUCACAUCUUCAGUGGGUAUCACGUGAAGAGUGGUUUAUUGAACAUAAUGUGCACAGUGAUUUAUUGAUGCAGGGCAGCAUGUUUAAUACCUGGAAGCCAAUGUGGGUCGUGCUCCUAGAAGAUGGAAUUGAAUUCUACAAGCGGAAGGCUGACAACAGUCCCAAAGGGAUGAUCCCACUAAAAGGAAGCUCUAUUACCAGCCCAUGCCAAGAUUAUGGCAAAAGAAAGUUUGUGUUCAAGCUCACUGUGGCCAAGCACCAGGACCACUUUUUUCAAGCUGCCUACCUGGAGGAGAGAGAUGUCUGGGUACGGGACAUCAAGAAAGCAAUUCGUUGCCUAGAUGGAGGCCAAAGGUUUGCCAUAAAAACCACAAGGAAGUCUAUUAGAUUGCCUGAAAAAAUCAACCUGAG
Molecule: messenger RNA, 431 nt
Organism: Apaloderma vittatum (bar-tailed trogon)
Lineage: Eukaryota; Metazoa; Chordata; Aves; Trogoniformes; Trogonidae
Product: pleckstrin-like
Exons: 2
Biological process (GO): actin cytoskeleton organization
Cellular component (GO): plasma membrane
Source: RefSeq, a predicted model, not a curated record